CCACUCUCUCCGCCCCUUCCUGUGCCCUCUCCUGCAUCCCCUAGGGGGCAGAGCAGCACCUCAGGACCUGUCCGCUCCUCCCCCUGUGCUCCUCUCCCUCCCUGGGCAGAGCAGGCUCCUCCCUUUCUGUCUUUGGGAAACCUGGAGGCAGGGUGUGUCUGAGGGUCUCCUGAGAGAGGUUUGUCCAAGACAAAGACUUAGCUGGCAGAAGACUCCAAAGAUGCCUAAGAAAAAGGAGGAUGUGGCUGUGAGGAAAUCGGCACGCCUUAUGAUGAAGCAGAAGAAGCAGGCCAAGGAGCAGGUGGUCAAAGAGGAGCCUGAGAUGAGAGUUGAGGCCACGCAGGAAGCAAAUGUUCAGAAGAAGAAGUCGACCAGUGGGGAGGUAAAAGCCAUGUGCAGCCCUGCAGGGAGCGGUGGUAGCAAGAUUGUUUCCCCUGUCCAGACCGGCCCCAGUGGUCAGAUUGCCUCCCAAGUCCAGGCCAGCUCUAGUGGUCAGAUCGCCUCCGAUGUCCAGACUGGCCCCAGCACCCAGAUCGCCUCCAGUGUCCAGACUGGUUCCAGUGUCCGGAUUGCCUCCCGUGGCCGGCCCAGACUCCGCGUCCUGACCGGCUCCCGCCUCUCUCUAGCCUACCGACGCCAGACCAGCCCCACUGACCAGAUUGUUCUUCACAGCCAGACCAGUCCCUCAGAAGAGAGCAGCCCCCGUGGCCGUGGCCGUGGCCGUGGCCGUGGCCGCGGCCGCGGCCGCAGCGUCACCGUUUCCCCUGGCCGAAGCCUCACUGGUUCCUGUAGCCGAGGCUGCCCCCGUGGUCGAGGCCGGCCCCGUGGCCAAGGCCGCCCCCGUAGCCGAGGUCGCCCACGUGGCCGAGGCCGCCCCCGUGGUCUAGCCACCUCCCACAGCCAAGCCAGCCCCUAUGGCCAAGCCGGCCCCCACGGCCAAGUAGGCCCCCACGACGAAGCCGGCCCCUACACCCAAAUCAGCCCCCAUGGCCAAGGCAGCCCCCACGGCCAAGCCGGGCCAUACGACCAAGCUGGUCCCUAUGACCAAGCCGGGCCCUAUGCCCAAGCCAUGCCCUAUGACCAAGCUGGUCCCCACUCAGCUCAACCACCUGUGAAGCUCCCACGAGGCAAGAAAGGGAUGAAGAAGUAUGACCAGAGAGGCAGGCUGAAUCUGAAUGGAGAAGACCUCUGUGACUGCCUGGAGAGAGAGUGCGUGGGCUGCUUCUAUCCAUGCCCCAAGUGCAAGUCCACCAAGUGUGGGCCCACCUGCCGCCGCAACCGGAAGUGGAUUUAUGAGGCCAUUACCAACGAGGGCGGAGAUGUGGUCAGCACCUUCCCAUUUCCCCAUGCUAAGUAUUAAAGGAGUCUGGAUUCUCCUGGGACUCUUCUCAGAGUCUCCCUUCUGCAGUUUAUGAAGUGG
Messenger RNA from Phascolarctos cinereus (koala), 1420 nucleotides. RefSeq lists its product as uncharacterized. NCBI's taxonomy places the organism in Eukaryota, Metazoa, Chordata, Mammalia, Diprotodontia, Phascolarctidae. The record is from RefSeq and is a predicted model, not a curated record.